This is a messenger RNA of Cooperia oncophora, 375 nucleotides long. NCBI's taxonomy places the organism in Eukaryota, Metazoa, Nematoda, Chromadorea, Rhabditida, Trichostrongylidae. The record is from the annotation of a GenBank genome assembly.
AUGCAAAUCCGACUCACUCCUACACAAGUGAAAAUAUGGUUCCAAAAUCACCGAUAUAAGACGAAAAAGACGAUUCAAGAAAAAGGAUUGAACCCCGGCUUGCUCAACUCGUCACCGUCCUUCACACCGGCGAGCACUGCUUUUGCUACUCGAAGCUUUCGAAUGCCAAUUCAAAUGUUGGUGAGAGAUGGCAAACCGUGCCCGCCGGAGAUCUCCUCCGGCUCAUACCAAGCUGCAGCGGCUGCUGUUGCAUUUGGUGGCAGUGGAGCGAGUUAUCUUCCUUGCUCAACUGGCUAUCUGCCAACCACUGGAGGCUACCUUUCUCAAGCGCCUCCAACCUCUUCGUACAUGGGCAACAGCUGGGGAUGGCACUAG